This is a messenger RNA of Striga hermonthica, 801 nucleotides long. The record is from the annotation of a GenBank genome assembly. Lineage: Eukaryota; Viridiplantae; Streptophyta; Magnoliopsida; Lamiales; Orobanchaceae.
AUGAAGAAAGUUCUCAUUCAAAACAGUGAGCAAUUGGAGUUGGUGAGGGAGGAAAUUCGUGUUUCAUCUCAGUUUAGCCAUCCUAAUUUGCUUCCUCUUCUUGAUCAUGCAAUCAUUGAAGUCAAGCCCUCACAAGAUCAAUCCUGGAAACAUGAAGCAUACUUAUUGUUUCCUAUCCAUUAUGGAACACUAUUGGACAAUGCUAAAGCUACGAAAGCUAAGGAGUUCUUUUCUACCUCUGAUGUACUACAACUAUUUCGUCAGCUUUGCGCGGGGCUUAAGCAUAUGCAUACGUUUGACCCUCCAUAUGCACAUAAUGAUGUCAAACCGGGCAACGUCCUUGCGACAUACAGGAAAGGUCAGUCACCUUUAGCGAUAUUGAUGGACUUUGGAAGUGCUCGUCCUGCACGAAAGCAAAUUCGAUCACGUUCAGAAGCAUUACUGUUGCAGGAAUGGGCUUCCAAACACUGCUCUGCUCCUUUCCGUGCUCCUGAAUUAUGGGAUUGCCCAAGUCAUGCUGACAUCGACGAGAGAACUGAUAUCUGGUCGUUGGGCUGCACUUUGUACGCGAUCAUGUACGGUGAAUCUCCUUUCGAGUACGCGCUUGGAGAAUCUGGAGGCAGCUUACAGCUGGCCAUUGUAAAUGCCCAAGUAAAGUGGCCAGUGGGUCCCGACCCUCCUUACCCGGAGGCCCUUCACCAGUUCGUAAAAUGGAUGCUCCAGCCUCAAGCCACCGUUCGGCCAUGCAUUGAUGACAUCAUAAUUCACGUGGACAAGCUGAUCUCAAAAUUUUCAAGUUGA